AUGGGUCCCAGAAGACCUAGUUCGGCGACAGAUGUCGACUCACGUAUGCCGUUCGCAUCGGCGGAGGCACUGCUAUGGGGGCCAGAGAUGAAACAACAGCACGCCCACCUGCUCACGGAGAUGCGAACACUUCAGAAGCACCAUGACGAAUACGAAGCCCGCAUCAGAUCUACCGAACACGUUGCAGAGGCUGCCGAAGCUGCUACGUCGAGGGUCCGACACUUGGAGCAACAACUCGCAGCGAUCGAAGCCGAAGAUGACGACAAGGCUUUCGAGAAGUGGGCAGCAGGCGAGAUGACGCGCCUGGGCAUAUUCGUCGACACGAACAAGCACGUCAGGCAGAAGCAGAUCGAGCUGGACAAUGUUGUGUCUCAUGCUGUGGACGAUCUCGACAAGCUCAAACAGGUCCCCAGGGAACUGAAAGGUAUUCUGCGACGUCUUGAUCUUCUCGAGACUGGUCGUAAUCAAGACGCGCGUCGGAUCGAGAGUCUAGAAGAAGAAGUCACCCGGCUCCAAUCUACGCGACGUGAUCCCAAGUCCAAGUCCAAGUCCAACACCGCUGGCCCACAGACCGUUUCUAAGCCUCAACAUGGCAUGCUGAGAUCCAUGACACCGUCUCAAUUACUUAACGCCGGAACUUCAGAAGUAACAAGUGACACGGACGAUGAAGACCUGAUACUCAUGCCUGGGUUUGCACGUGAAGAGAUUCAAGUACCCCGGAGUCCAGAGAUGAGAGAAAGGUCAUCCAAUGAAGUCAGCAAGACAGAGACUGAUGCAGAGACCUUCGAUCCACAACUCUAUGUUGCCACAUCUGGCAGAGGAACAGAGACAAAUCCGAACACCUGCUCCAAAAUCGAGCCACUGACGGACAAGACCAUCACACGGAAGCGAAAACAGCCUACAAAGGAGCCCCACACUCAAAGGCUGACUCGCGCUCAAGCCAAGAAGAUUCAAGAACAAGAUGCUGAAGAGCGAAAGCCGCACGUAACCGAUAACGAAUCACUCCUCCCGCCAACACAGUUGGUCGAGCCAGCUCUCUCAUCGCGCAAGAAGCAAAAGACUGCCCAUGAUCAAGGAUCAGACAGUAUCAAGGCCAGAUCCAGCACAGCGAUGCGUCCCACUGGCAGAGCUCCAGCAACCGCAAAGCGCAAUGCUGCUGCAAAUCAAAGCAAAACCACGGCGAUUGAACCCACUCAGCUGGUUACGAGGAGUCCUGCCAAGUCGAACAUACCUGAAGCCACCACUUCACCUACCGACAGAAGAUAUGCCUCACCAUCUGAAUUUGCUAUGAGUGUUACAAACGAACAGGAGCCAAAGUCACUCAUUGUUAUUCUACGCAGCCCGCAGAAAGCGACAAGGAUUGAGCGUAGUGAGAGCGAUGAUACCAAAACCACUGUGGCAGACAGAGCUAAGAAGUCACCUCGCAAAGCUGCUCUGACGCCACUGUCUCGCUCUAAGGCCAUCCCUAAGCCUUCGAGCACACGCAUUCCGGGCGGUCGGAGCAAGCCAGCUGUUUCGGCAACCGCUAGAAUUUUAGCAACCAUGGGAAGGAAACCUCGUUGGUUGUCUCAAUUAGAGGACUGA
Messenger RNA from Alternaria novae-zelandiae, 1584 nucleotides. RefSeq lists its product as uncharacterized. NCBI's taxonomy places the organism in Eukaryota, Fungi, Ascomycota, Dothideomycetes, Pleosporales, Pleosporaceae. The record is from RefSeq and is a predicted model, not a curated record. The transcript is spliced from 3 exons. Bases 1 to 1584 code for a protein of 527 amino acids.